Messenger RNA from Rhea pennata, 4487 nucleotides. RefSeq names its product kelch like family member 26 (gene KLHL26). The transcript is spliced from 3 exons. The record is from RefSeq and is a predicted model, not a curated record. Bases 50 to 1861 code for a protein of 603 amino acids. Gene Ontology annotation, molecular function: protein binding. NCBI's taxonomy places the organism in Eukaryota, Metazoa, Chordata, Aves, Rheiformes, Rheidae.
UUAACGCGCCCAAGCUCCGGGCCCGGCGGCGGCGGCGGCAGCGGCGAAGAUGGCGGAGUCCGGCGGGGCCGAGUUCGCCGCGGAGCGGCCCAGCAGCAUGGCUGACAAGAACAGCACCCUGAAAUGCACGUUCUCUGCUCCUGGCCACAGCACCACUCUGCUGCAGGGACUGGCCUCGCUCCGAGCUCAGGCUCAACUGCUUGAUGUCAUCCUCACUAUAAAUAAUGAAGUGUUUCAGGUUCAUAAAGUUGUCUUGGCUGCCUGCAGUGACUAUUUCAGGGCAAUGUUCACAGGAGGGAUGAGAGAAGCCAGCCAGGAUGUGAUUGAACUGAAAGGUGUAUCUGCAAAAGGACUGAAACACAUAAUAGACUUUGCUUACAGUGCUGAAGUGACUCUUGAUCUUGACUGUAUUCAGGAUGUGCUGGGAGCUGCUGUCUUCCUCCAGAUGGUGCCUGUCGUGGAGCUCUGUGAAGAGUUUCUGAAGUCUGCCAUGAGUGUUGAAACAUGUCUUAAUAUCGGGCAGAUGGCCACCACCUUUAGCCUUGCAUCCUUGAAGGAGUCAGUAGACGCAUUCACCUUUAGGCAUUUCCUCCAGAUCUCGGAGGAGGAGGAUUUCCUCCACCUGCCACUGGAGCGCCUUGUUUUCUUCUUGCAGAGCAAUAAGCUGAAAAGCUGCAGUGAAAUAGAUCUCUUCCGUGCUGCUGUCCGCUGGCUGCAAUACGACCCGACCCGCCGUGCCAGUGCCAGCCAGGUGCUCUGCCACAUCCGCUUCCCGCUCAUGAAGUCCUCUGAGCUGGUGGACAGCGUUCAGACCUUGGACAUAAUGGUGGAAGAUGUCUUAUGCCGUCAGUAUUUGCUGGAGGCCUUCAACUACCAGAUCCUGCCCUUUCGCCAGCACGAGAUGCAGUCGCCUCGCACCACCAUCCGCUCAGACGUCCUGUCCCUCAUCACCUUUGGCGGCACUCCCUACACCGACAACGACCGCACUGUGAGCUGCAAAGUGUACUACCUGCCCGAUGCCGGCGUGCGCCAGUUUAAGGAGCUGACGGAAAUGGAGGUGGGCAGCAGCCAUUCCUGCGUGGCCGUGCUCGACAACUUCGUCUACAUCGUAGGAGGGCAGCACCUGCAGUACCGGAGCGGCGAGGGGGCUGUCGAUAUCUGCUACCGCUACGACCCGCACCUGAACCAGUGGCUGCGCAUCCAGGCCAUGCAGGAGAGCAGGAUUCAGUUCCAGCUGAACGUCCUGCACGGCAUGGUGUACGCCACCGGUGGGAGGAACCGCUCCGGCAGCUUGGCCUCGGUAGAGAAGUAUUGCCCCAAAAGCAAUGAGUGGACUUACGUGUGCUCCCUGAAACGCAGGACGUGGGGGCACGCAGGAGCCACGGUAGGAGAUAAACUGUACAUAUCAGGUGGGUAUGGGAUAUCUGUGGAAGACAAAAAAGCCCUGCACUGCUACGACCCGGCAGUGGAUCAGUGGGAGUUUAAAACCCCAAUGAACGAACCCAGAGUUCUGCAUGCCAUGGUCAGUGCAAAUGGCAGGAUUUACGCCCUGGGAGGCCGCAUGGACCACGUGGACCGUUGUUUCGAUGUUUUGGCUGUGGAGUACUAUGUGCCUGAAACGGACCAGUGGACCACCGUGAGCCCCAUGCGCGCAGGUCAGUCGGAAGCUGGGUGUUGUUUACUAGAGAAAAAGAUUUAUAUUGUAGGAGGGUACAACUGGCAUCUGAACAAUGUCACAAGCAUUGUGCAGGUGUAUAACACAGAAACUGAUGAAUGGGAAAGGGACCUGCAUUUCCCAGAAUCUUUUGCUGGCAUAGCAUGUGCUCCUGUGAUCCUGCCGCAGGGGACGACCCAGAGGUAACUACGUGCGACUGCGCUGGCCUGUGGAAUUGCCUCAUGUUGCAUGUAAUCAGGAUGCCGUGUUGUUCCCUUGUUGUUUGCAAAUGGUAUUGUGCAUUUUGUGGGCGAGGGAAGGAGAAAAAUAUCUUGUAUUCCCUCCUCCAUGAAGUCCCUCCUCCUCUUAUGUAGUGUUCUGGCAAGCGCAUUCCAUCAGAAGCACUUGUCAGCUAGUUAGACUUAACAGAUGUUACAGCUGGAAAAAGCUUCUUUUUUUAUUUACUUCUCUCUCUCUCUCUUUUUUUUUUUUUUUUUUUUUUUGAUGGGGAGUGAAUUUUGGCAACUUUGCAUCUUUUUAACAAUGUUACACGUUGCAAAUAUUGACAGCUCAGGAGUAAUUUAGUACUGUGGUAUGUUUAAAGGAGUUCAGGUGUGAUUUUUUUUUAUUAAUAGUUCCAAGAAUCAUUGUAUGUCAAUUUUUUUUAAAACAAACAAAAACCAAAAUUUGUAUAACAUACUGACCUCCAGAAGCAAUAAAAGGACAGUGGGAGCUAGAAGAGCUCAGGUGCUUGGUUUAUGAAAGCAUGUGUUUGCUUUUCAAAGGUGAGUUUUGGUUUUUUUUUUUUUUUUCCUUUUUUUGCCUGAGAGGGGAAUAUUUAUCCCUGCACAUCUGAUCUGUGUUGAGUCUUCGUUGUUUGGAUUACCUUGCAGUUUCAGACCAUUUCCUCACCCCCUCCAAGCAGUAGCAUGUUAUUCUAGGCUAGAAAUUCUCCCUUAAUUGGGACACCCAAAGUUUGCAACACUAAAGCCAUGUUGAUAGCUUGAUUACAUAUAAACGGGCAUGAUUUUUAUAAUUACCAAUCAUUUGCUUGGCUUCACUGGCAAUAAAAACUCUGCAGCUGUUCAUCUGUACAGAAGCGAGAGAACCUAGGGUUGCUGUCGUUCACCUAUAUGCAUCCAUCCAAACUUUUUUUUCAUACAGCAAAGGAGGUGGGUGCUAUUUGUCCAAGUCCUUGAAAGUUUUCUCUCUUGACUUGUAAAUAAAAUAGUUGGUAUCUUGCUCUGAUGGAAGUCUAGGUGGAAUGUUUUUUGUUGCCACUGAGUACUUUAAAUUAGCAGAGAUUUGUUCUAAGACGGCUUUGUCAUGUUUAAUAUUCUGUGCUAAACACAUUUUACGAUACUUCUUGAACUUUUCUCCAGGUCAUUUUUCUAAUUAAUUUGAUUAAUGAAUUGAAAGUUUCUCUUUUUAUCAGGUGUUCUGUUUCAAGGGCUUUGUUUGUAUCAAAACUGUUUAAGUUUGAUUUUGAUGUAUGCAGCCUCCUUUUUGGAGAAACUGUGGCAUUCUGCUAUUAAAUAAAUACUGUGCUGUAACCUUUAGAGACAAUAUGUAAUGUCCGUUUUGCUAAUGAAUCAUUGAUCAGGUCUAUUUAAAGCAUGAACUCCAUACCUCAAAUUCACUUUAAGAUAUUUUUCUCUGAUAAUUGAAUCAAAGUACCUUUGUAUAUGAUAGAGGACACAUGCUUCUCAAUUAAGCUUGGCAUCUAAAUUUUAGUUAAAUAGGUACAUAGUUUUAUCUAUGUUUCUCUCUACUUGCUGGUUUGCCAAUAUAAAUUAAUGAAAAGUGCUUGUUGAAUAGUGUGCUAAAGCCAGUGGGCAGGCUCUACUUGCUAGCUCUUAGGCUGUUAAUUUACUCCAUUCUCUGUUCAUUUGGCCUGGCAUGGAAGCUAGAAACACUGCAAAACAGCCUUGGCAGAUAACAAAUGUGUUUUGAAAGUAAGAAAUGUAACUCAAUAUAAGCUUCAAAGCUGCAGAAUAUAUAUUUUUUUUUAGUUUAAAUGCUUGUUUAUGUUUGUGAAAGGAGCGUUUUUCUAGGAGAGUAGCAAACGGAGGGUUACUUGCUUUCCUUUUUGCAGAAUUCCAUCAGCUUCACAUGAGUGUGCCAUUCCCCCAUCACUUCAGUAUCCUUCACUAUUUUACUGAAAUCUUCUUACCAAUUGUAUUUCUAUGGCAGCAACUGAUGAUUUGAGAUCUUCUCUAAUAGCUGAGAUUUUUCUGAUGUGCAGAAGCCAUUCUGAACCCAUACUGUGACCCUGGUUAGCAUCUCUUUGUAAGGAAACUGUUUUAAUUUUCACUUCAGGCUUCUAAGGUAUGUGUUUCUGGGUAUGUGUGUGGGUGGGGAGGUGGUGGUGGAUUGUGAAGGGAUUGUGAAAAAGAAAAAAAUCCUUGAAAAAAUAAGUAUGUUUGGUUUUACUUUUAAUGUCAAUCUUGCAAGAACAGGCUUAACCUCUGUAUUGGUUCAUAUUGGAAUGGUGGCUAUGUAGGCAAGAGGAUUCACAAAGCCAUUCUGUAAUUGUGGUUUAAUAAACACACCAACCGUGGCCUGCGACGUGGCAGACUAGUCCGGUACCUGUGUUCCUGUUUGCUGGCACAGCGGGACGAGUGCUGGAAAGGUUUCCAGACUCUCUUGCUGAGACUUGUGACUGAGCACCGCUGUGGACCAUCGCUCUUUGUUAAAGGAAUGUGCUUUUUAUAGAAAUAUAAAUAAUUAUUUUUCAUAAUGUUAGCUAGAAAUAUUCUAGCUGUUCUUCAUUUACCAGAGACUGGCUAAAAUAUUUGUGAAAGUGCAUGUCAUCCAUAUUGAUAAUAAAGUU